Messenger RNA from Formica exsecta, 7263 nucleotides. It is a transcript of the gene cyst, whose product is annotated as A-kinase anchor protein 13. Gene Ontology annotation, biological process: regulation of Rho protein signal transduction. The transcript is spliced from 19 exons. The record is from RefSeq and is a predicted model, not a curated record. Bases 633 to 5180 code for a protein of 1515 amino acids. Gene Ontology annotation, molecular function: guanyl-nucleotide exchange factor activity. NCBI's taxonomy places the organism in Eukaryota, Metazoa, Arthropoda, Insecta, Hymenoptera, Formicidae.
UUACAGAAAAAUCAAACCAAGACAGAUGAUUAGGUAAACCUUGGCCAAGUUUAAUUAACGAGUCCGCCCUCGCAUUUUCUACAUUUACAACAAAUCGGUGUAUGCACCAAUAUUCAAAUGAGCAACGAGAGGAAUAAAAGGAGAAAAGAAACAAAAAAUCGCAAAUAAAGAUGAACAGUCAGCCAUAAGACUAAAUUCUUUUCUAUGUCUACCAUCAUUUAUGCAAUCUUCUUCUGCAGGUAAUAACAUAAAAGCGCUUUCCAUAUAAAUAACUUUGAAUAAUUUUGCGAUGCUGGAAAUUUUUUUUUUUAAGAGGGGCACCUCUUAUAGACUCCAGAAUGGCGUACAUAAUAAACUAAUACGGCACUGCGACCAGUACAAAAUGGUCGACGUGCCUUGAUCGUGUCGUUGACGGUGGGCCUGCGAGACGAUGCGAGACUGCGUUAUCAACCCGUGCUAUUGAACCGAAUCCCGCCGUAUCGGACGAGACGAAAUAAUAACGGCCGUGAAACGUGCGCGACGAAGCUAAAUGGCGGGAUAGAAUCGCACCUAUCUGGUCUGCGUACGGUCGUCGAAGAAGAGCGAGAACGCGAGGAUAGACGAGGAUACGCGCAAGAAGGACGCGAGGAGCGAUGGAGAAGCGGCAGGAGGUCCUCGCCCCGUUUUCCUCCGACGAGUGUCCGAACAGCGGCGAGGAUAGCGAGGAGGAUGUAAUAACCGAUUACCUUGGCUCAUCGCACUCCGACUGCGAUCGCGUGCCGCCUAUCAUUAAUGGAGAUCUGCGCGGCCUGAGUCUGCACGGCGGCAUAGUCACGGAAAUUGGCUACAUCACCAAAGACAAAGCGUCGAUCGUCAUGUCCGAGAGCGGCGAGGAACAGCAGCACCAGCGGCAGCAACAGCAACACCCGUUGCUCGCACUCGGCACUAAUAUACAAAGCCAGCCUAAUCCUCUGGUACCCAUCAUUAGCGUCACCCCGCACUCACCCGGUCUGGCCAAGAACUAUCCGGUCUUAGAGGAGAACUUGCAGCAGCUGCACGAGAUCCACGAUUGCAUUCAGCGUAUGCGAGACCUUACGUUGGGCACUUUGGGGUACCACAUUCGCGUGUCCAACAACUCCGACGCUCCGCAGAGAUUGACUUCCUCCUGCCCGUCCCUGUGUCCACUGAUCACCGCCGAGCUGGUAUCUCGUUCCGGUAACAAUCAUCACCAUGACACUGGCUCCGAUCCAGACCUCUUCCUUGCCAAUUGCUCUACCAACAGUUCCCCGACGCAUUUCCCGUCGGCAAGCGGUCGCGCUCGCACGCAACAGUCGCAGGGUAUAGACAGGCGACGCAGCUGGACCGGGGAUCUGGAGGAUCUGGAAGAGAGUCGACGCGGUAACCGCCGAUACUCUGGGCAAAAUCAUCUGCAGGCCCAAAAUAUGGUUAAUAUCGUCCGUUACUUGUUGAAACCAGGGCACGAUCCGAUCUCGCGACAACGCAGCAUUAGUUUAAGUAGCCUAGACAGCGAAAACGAGCUAGAAUUAGAUGGGAAAUCGUGUGCUGGACCGGUAAGCGUAGGCAAUCGGGCAUGCAGGUCACAAACGAGCACUCACUCGCUGAACGAAGCUGAUCUUGUACAGAGUGAAUAUCAGAAGAUAGUCAUAAAGAGGGAUAGUCAGAGGUUAGCAGAAAGUAGCAGUUUAAUGCCAGGGCUGACUGGUUCGCGUUUACCUCUUCAGAAAUCCAUAUCGACGCCCUCGAUCGUUACACCGCAGGUUCACGCACAUUUAGCCGAAACCGGAACUCGGACGACGCCUUCACUUGCAGCCCGUCAUGAAAGAAACGAAAAGGGUAGCGGGAGUGAGACAGAAACCGAGGAUCUUCAUACAACACACAGCCACGAAUUCCACGAAGACCGAGAGGGCACUCCAAGUGUCCAGAUAUCCCUUGACGAGCUUUUGACCGAUAGUACUGCAUACGAUGAUCAUCAUUCCGAAAAGACUAGAAGAAAGCGCGGCUCCAUCUUCUUUCGUAAAAAGAAGGAUAAAAGCGGGAAAAAAACCAAUCAGCAGCAACAUUUGUGGGUAACGAUGACAGUGGGAUCUCAAGGAAGCUUACUAUGUGAUGUUUGUAUGAAACAUUCGACGAAUAAGCCGCUCCUUCAUUGCGAUAAUUGCGGAGCAUCGGUUCAUCAAAGUCAAGGAUGCAAGGAUCAAUUGAUGCUGGAAUGCGUCAAGUCUAAACAUCACUCCAGCAAAUCCGCGUCAAAAUCUUUGUCGAGUGUUUCCACAAUUUCAAGUAACAGCAGCAUUAACAAACGUGGUUCCACGACGUCGUUGCCUCUACCAGCGUCAUCCGGAAGCGGAAGGGAAAUUAACAGCCACAAGAAAACCAUGUCAAGCUACAGUCCUUGGCGGCGAGUCGCUACUAAGCUCGGAGUCAAUCAAACGAUAAACGAAGAAAAAGAUGGCGAGAGCGGGCAGCAUCGUGAUCUUCCCAGCGGAUGGGAAGAAUUUGAUUUUGGUGACGACGUUCAUCAAUUCACCGUGGGUGAUCUCGAGGAGAUAGAUCCCGAGCUAACUUUGGGAAAGGAAGAACCCGAUUCCUGGAGCUCCGCAAUCGGCCGUAACGUUGCGCUGCGCCUCGUCGAUCAUUGUGAGCGCGAGGUAAAGAGACAGGAACAUAUAUAUGAGUUUGUACUCACGGAAAAGCAUCAUUGCCUGGUGUUGCUCGCGAUGGAAAAGAUCUUCGCGGAGGGACUGCGACGGCACUUUCGUCUUGGUCAGCCGGAUCUCGAACGUAUGUUUCCCCGAUUGCGGGAUUUGAUCGACAUUCAUCUGCGAUUUCUGCAAAAACUGCGAAAGCGGCAGAGCGCCAAUCCCGUAGUCUCCACGAUCGUCGACAUUCUAGUCGAGCAGUUCUCAGGUGAUAACGCGCAACGUAUGAAGAGCGCGUACGGGGAGUUUUGUAGUCGUCACCGGGACGCUGUCGAGGCAUACAAAUAUUACCUGCGUAACGAUCCUCGCUUCGCCCGUUUUGUACGACACUGUCAGACAAAUCCCUUGUUGAAAAAGAAAGGUAUACCCGAGUGUAUACUUUUUGUUACUCAACGUUUGACAAAAUAUCCAUUGCUGAUUGAGCCACUUAUUAAAACCAGCACUGUGCAAGACGAAGGUGAAGAUCUACGUAAAGCACUGGUCCUCGUUAAGGAGAUCUUAGCUGAUGUAGAUGCCUGCGUAGCCGAUAAGGAACGAGAAGAUAGAAAAUUAGAGAUAUACAAUAAGAUUGAUGCGAAAUCAUUCGUUACGUAUCGUGGUGCCAAAUUUAAAAAGUCAGACAUAAUCAACAGAAUAUUGAAGUUUGAGGGCACUGCAUACUUGAUGCAAGGUCGCGGCAAAAUGACUGCCAUUGUAGUGGUCGUUCUCUCAGACAUAUUGUUUUUCUUGGCUGAGAGAGAUCAGAAAUACGCGUUCUUCGUGCCUGACAAUAAAGCCGGUAUAGUGUCGCUGCAGAAGCUGUUAGUCCGCGAGAAAGCCCGUCAGGAAUCCAGUAUUUAUCUGAUAAGCAGCAACCCGGCUGAACCUGAGAUGUUUGAACUGAAGAUUCAGAAACCAAAGGAUAAACAACUAUGGAUACGGGCUAUUCGAUCGGCAGUCGAGGCUUGCCCGCAGGAGUCCGAGAACGAAGCCGACGCGCUGAUGGAAAAUAGUAACGAAUUGCGAGAUAUUCGCUCUUCCUCGAUCUCGCUGGUUUCUAUCGAAGAGAAGCAACGUAUCGCCAAAGCUAAAGAAUCACACAUACUUAGAAUUGUUGGCGAAUUGCGAAAAAAAGAUACUGAGCAGGCGCUGCUAUUUGAAGAGAAAAUCAAUUUGCAAAUGCGACUUUUACAAGCGGCGAACAUUUGGAGCGGGAAUGAGAGCGACAACGAGAGAAUCGAGAAACUUGAGAAGGAAGUCGCCGAUUACACUCGGUUGGUGCAUAACGAGAGGACUGAUACCACUCAAUUAUGGCAGGAGGUAUUUGUAGCCGUGCAAGAAGCGACACGUCUCGCUAGCUCGUUGUCGUUUAGCGCGGGCGGCGCUAAUUUAUCGAGAAGCUUAAGUUCCGCCGGUGAACGUCACAGUGAAGCUUACGUUCCACCGGCUCUUUGUGUGCCUCGAAGAGCCGAAACUUUUGCCGGUUUUGAUCACAACAAGGAGAGGCACCCAUUGCGUGAUCCGAACGCAUUGCACACCGUAAUUCCUGUUCCGAAACUCGGCGAGUUACCGAAAGAAAAUCUCGACGAGAAGGAAGGCUCAGAAUUGGAGACGAACAAGGAUCAGCAGUGGGCGGCGAUACGUUUGUCUCAUCACGUUUAUACGUUGCUUUGUAUAAUAAGUAGUCAGAUGACGACGAUCGAUAGUCUACAGGCACAACUGGUCGCGUGUAAAGACGGCGGCACGGGUAAAUCGUCCAAUAAUCGUCCGAAUCCGAAUCGUCAGUUGGAAGAGUUGCGAAAUCUGCAGGAUCAGCUCUGUCGAGAAAAAGCAGCGUUUCGAGCCGCCUCUCAGCAGGAGAAAAUCCAAUUGGAGGAGGAACGGGCAGAGCUGGCCCGCCAGAGAGAACAACUGGCCGCGGAGCAGCGGGAUGUGACGCAGCAACGGGAUCAAUUGUAUCGACGACUCGAGGCGUUAGAACGACAGGGCGUCACGUUGGUCGGAAGUUCCACGACCGGCUCGAUUCAUCUGUCGCACUUGACGCAGAACACCGAAACGAUGCAGCAAACCGCACGCGGCAAAGCGCAAUCUGAAGCCAAACGCAUCCCUCUGAAUCUGAUCAGCGCGACAAAUCAGCAAAAGGUGCAGAGCAAUCUGCCAGUUAAACAGCAACUGCCGCUAAAGCUCGCCAGCGGGAGUAACAACAAUACAAGAAGCAGCAGUACCGCGAGUAAUAACAGUCCAGAUCGGCAUUCUAGAACGGGCAGUAGUCCGGCGAUCGUCACUAGUUCUGCGUACUCUUCGCCGGAGCUCGGAAAUAGCCAUCAUCACGGAAUCGGCAGCGGGAGUCACACGUAUUCGUCGAAUCGUUCAUUUCGAAUCACUCGCUCUCCGCCCGAAGUCUCAUAUGCGCAGCAGCAACAGCAACAACAGCGAGGCGCGGAACAGCACUCGCAACAGCAACAACAGCAGCCGCUGGAGGAAGAGGUGAUCUUUUUCUGACGAUUCUUUCGAUUCGGUCGCAAGCACUCAUCGCGUUCGUCGCGCGCCGCCGCCGCUACUGGUACAACCACGCCAACCUCCACGCCAACACCGUCGCCGCGCAGCCAGUCGCGGAACGGUCAGUCCCGAAGUCGCGUCAAGUCCUUUUGAUUUUCGACAUAAAUUUCUUGCGGUAAUGAAAUCUAUACUUUAUCCGGUGCUUCGCGGAUACAACCCUUUGAAGUCACUCAUCGUAAUUUAUCAUUUCGCGUUUUCUUCUAUUGUCCAUUCUCGUAUCCCACUUUUUUUCUCACUACGGUUUGAUCGUCUUACGACAGGAUGCACAUACUGUUCUUUAUUUCACAUCUAAUAAGGUCAUACUUGAGUGCAAUAUGAGAAUUCAUCCUAUCCCCACACUACGAUGAUACUAUCAUGAAUAAAUGCGAGUAUUUAGCCUCGAUAUAGUUGGGAGAAGGAUGUAAAAUAAUAAUUAUUACGUUCCAACUGCUACAACUGAUGGCAAUAAUAUAAUUUUUAUGUCAAAUUUCACGAAAUUACCUUGACGAAAGAAAUAUGUUAAGAAUAAAAUGCAAUUUCUAUUAAGAGUUAUGAGUAAUCAUGGUCAGAAAUACUCGCGAGACAAAGGAAGAAAGAGAGAGAAAGAGAAGUAUUAAUUGCGUAGCAAAGUAGAUCAGCCGAUCUUGUUAAAGUCUUGCUCGUUACGUUAUUAAGCCGACUGACAGUUUUAGAAACACAAGAUUUUAGACGAAUCUUUUAAGCAAACCUGUUGCUGCUUGCUGAAACAUGCAAGAUAGAUGAAUACAUAUAUAUUACGGUUACAUAUACAUUGAAUGUGUACAUAUAUAUAUACAUAAAAUAUAUACUUUUUCAUGAGUGUGUAUAUACAAUUGGUUAUGAAUGAAAAGAAGAAUGUACUUGUGUGUGUAUGUGUUUCUUUUCACGCAUACACGCAUAUCUGAGUUAUCUCUGUGAAUGCAUGUUGUUGUGAAUGCGAGAGAGCGAUGGCUAUUCUUAUAUCAUAACUAUUAAAGUAUUUUAAUGCUAAAGCAGUAAAAUCUACUUUUAACGAUAAUGAAUUAUUAUCAUUACUAUUGUUACGUGUGCCAAAUCAUUGUCGUAAAUCGAAAUUAAUACUGCAUUUUAUUUUUGACUAAAAUUAUUUACUGCAGAAAUAAUUCCAUUUGUUAAGUGCACACGAUAUACCGAAAUACGAAUAUAUAUAAUAAAAUAGAAGGAGGAAUUCAUAUCUGGCAUUUGGUUUCGAGAUUAUUCACUGCCAUUAUAUUGUUAUUCUUUAUUGAGAAUGUUCUUUUUCUUAUAUUAUUGUCUAUACAAACUUUACACUAUUUAUUGCAUUGCUUAAGAUUGAUGAUUAAAGUCUAUACGAAACUACGCGAAAUACGGAAACUGGGAGAGUUCGUUGUACAAGAAUCGCGUAAUGAUGAAUAUCCCAUCGUCCCGAAUUCGCGUUUUUUCGGGAAUCUUAUAUUCUGCACUGUCUGACAUAUUUUAUUUAUACAUGUAUCAUGCUUAUCAACGAAGAAAAGUCUCAAAUAAGAAUUUUUUAAUCAUACGAGAUACUGUACAUCGGAGCCGCCGAUUCACUAUCCUGUAUAUAAAAUGCAGAGGAUACAAUACGCGCAUUUAGCAUUUACUUUAGCGAAGAUUAUCAUAUCGAAUCAAAUCAUUCUCGUCUCUCACAAAUUCGAAAAGGAUAAUUCUGUACGCGACAACUCCAUUAAUACGUAAAACACAUUGUUGUGAUGAUUGUCAAUACGCAUCCGAAUUAUGAAUUCCUAAACUAUUCGGUUUACAAACGGUCAUAGUUAUAUAACGCUGUGUAAAUAUACAUUCCUUAACAGAUAAGACUGGCAUGCAAUAUGAUCGAAUUGACGAAGGCUAGAUAGAGGAUUGAUUAUUGAUCAUUGUAAUAGAUCGACGAUAAGAAAAAACGACUAAUGAAUUGACCUCGUUAAAAAAAUUUAAGUAAUAAUACUACCAGCUGCUCGCGUCUCAAUCAAUCGUGUGGUGACAAUAGAUCUUAAAAGUAUUCCAUAAGGUAUGCUGAAUUACGCGAGAAAAA